This is a messenger RNA of Cimex lectularius (bed bug), 2558 nucleotides long. Its product is annotated as gamma-soluble NSF attachment protein-like. The transcript has 8 exons. Gene Ontology annotation, molecular function: soluble NSF attachment protein activity; syntaxin binding. Gene Ontology annotation, biological process: intracellular protein transport. The coding region runs from base 388 to 1356 and encodes 322 amino acids. Gene Ontology annotation, cellular component: vacuolar membrane; SNARE complex. The record is from RefSeq and is a predicted model, not a curated record. NCBI's taxonomy places the organism in Eukaryota, Metazoa, Arthropoda, Insecta, Hemiptera, Cimicidae.
AGAUUUAUUUAUUACAAAAGAGUUUUUUGAUUAAAUGAAAAUAAAAGUUUCCUUAAUCGUUGCUCUAUGUUUUCAAGUUAUUGAAUUCUCGUAUCGAAUGAGAUGAAUUCGAUAAUGUUCCGUGGGUAUUUUCAUCGAUUGGUGAAGGUGAAGCCUGAAGCGGUGAAGACUCUGUGGAAACUGGAAAGAUCAAGCUGAGAUAAACCCGUUUAACAUAAAACAAAAAUAAAAAUAAAACAAUAAAAACAAUCAGGCCGUACUCUCAUCCGACAGUGAUCAGCAGGGCAGUCGGAACUUUUCCGUUUCUUUUGACAGCGUCGGUUCUCCAAGUUGUCCAAAGUGAAGACUUUCGAGGAAAAUCAUCAGUGAGCAGGAUACCGAUCCAGGAUGAUGGGUGACACGAAGAAAAUCGAGGAAGGCCUCGAAUUAGUCAAAUCGGCCGAAAAGAGCUUAAAGACUACCUUACUUAAAUGGAGACCGGAUUAUGAAGUGGCUGCUGGUGAGUUUACAAAGGCAGCUACCUGCUUCAAACUGGGUAAAUCAUACGAGCAGUGUAAAGAGUGCCAUCUGAAAGCUGCCGAGGCACAUAAGCAAAAUAGAUCGUUUUUUUAUGCAGCCAGGAGUUUGGAACAGGCCAUAUUGGUUUGUAAAGAUAUUGGAGAUUUACGUGAUGUAACCCAGAUGGCAGAGAGGGCUGCGCAUUUCUAUCAACAACAGGGGAAUUAUGAUGCAGCUGCAGGUGUCCUUGACAAAGCCUGUAAAAUAAUCGAGCCAACUCAACCUGAGCAGGCUCUGAGACUGUAUCAGAAAGCUGCCGAUAUUGUCACAAAUGAGGAUAGUCCACGGCAGGCUGCAGAAUAUGUUAGUAAAACAGCUCGUAUUUUAGUGAAGCUUCAUAUGUAUGAUCAAGCAGCAGAUGCUAUCCGAAGGGAAAUCGGACUACACCAACUGUCCGAGAAUCUUGCAGCUAUCGGUAGAUUGGCCGUCGUACUAGUGUUAGUCCAGUUGGCGAGGGGUGACACUGUUGCGGCUGAGAAGGCUUUCAAAGAAUGGGGCAAUUGUUGUGAUGCUCCUGAGGUGCAAACGUUGGAAUUAUUGUUGCAAGCCUUCGACGAAGAGGAUCCAGACGAUGCGAAGAGGGCUUUAAACAGUCCGUUUAUAAAGCACAUGGAUGUUGAGUAUUCCCGUCUUGCACGUGACCUUCCUUUACCGAAACCUUCAAUCCCUAAAGGACCGCAGGCAGCCGUACGGCCAAAUGCAGCACCUUCAUACGUCUCACCUAAUGCUACUAAAGUGCAAGACUCUAAACCUACUGAAGAAACAAAAGAUGACGACGAUGAACUAGAUUUAUGUUAAGUACAUAUAUAUAUUUUUUUUAAUGAAACAACAUUACUAUAUUUAUUUUAUGUUAUUACUAAAUAGAUAACUCUUCUAUGUAUUUUUAAAUUAAUUUAUGUGCUCUUUCGAUUUAAUUAUGAUAAAAUACCAUAAAUACUAUACCUAAGAUAUUUGAAAAAAAAAAGAAAAAAAGGCAAAAGUCAUUGGUCCUGAAGUAAGAGUUGUCUGUAUGAUGAGAUGUGUUAAUACGCAGUUUGCAUUCUUUAAAUUCUCAUUCUUAAACAUGUAUUUUGUUUUAUAUACAAGAAUGAUGUAAUCUUCAUAAUAUUUAAACAAAAAUUAAAUAAAAUAAAAUUUACUGCUGUAUAUUAUGCUUAUGCUUGAUAGACAGUUAAUAAAUGUAUGGUUGACCUUCAACCAAGUGAUUGUUUGUCGUAAGUCUGCACUUUUUAUUUUAUUUUAAUUGAGUAAUCGAGUGCACAAAGUGCAAUAAAUGACAUGGAUAACGAGAUAAUAUAAAAAAAGAAAAAAAAAAAAAAAAAAAAACCAAAAAUACAUCGAGUGGAGAAGCUAUCCAGUGAUAGCUCUCUUAAAUAAUUUAUUCAGUUUAAUCGUUCACAUUCUCGGUGAGCAACUCUCUGGGCCUGUUUUUUUUUUUAAAUCGAGUUAAGGGGGAUUGGAGGUUAGUGUGGAAUUUUUUGUAGCUGGAUUUGGCAACUUUGUUUAAAAAGUGAACAUUUAAGACGUUAGGAUGAUGCGGUGAAAAUGUAGAAUGCGGCAGUUUGAUGAUUGAUCUAAGGAUUUGUGAUUGUUGGGCCUGGAUUCUCAGGUGAUCGGAAGGUUUGAUUAAACCCUAUAGUUCUACAUAUUGGUUUCAGUUUGAGUUGUGUUUGAAUAUUUUGUUGUCAAGGGGGAGUUUAGAUUUGCUGCUAGUAGUCUUUUAAUAAAUAUGUAUCGUCGGUUCAGUUCUAUCCUUUUAAGUCAUGCAUAUGGAUUCCAGGUGAGUCGUAAGUAUUCAUUGACAUUUUCAGAUGUUAAGAGGCUAUGGAUUGGGACUUUGUGGAUUUAGAAGCUAGAAUGGCCGUAUCAUCAGAGUAUGUUAGGAUAGUGGUGUCGGGGUGGGAAGUGAUAGUAUAUUCUGAGUACAAUAGUGGCCCUAGGACCUAGGGGACUACUGCGUUCAUCAUAGAAAAAGGAGAGUUUGUUUAUGAGGACCUGUC